Messenger RNA from Kalmanozyma brasiliensis GHG001, 870 nucleotides. RefSeq lists its product as uncharacterized. NCBI's taxonomy places the organism in Eukaryota, Fungi, Basidiomycota, Ustilaginomycetes, Ustilaginales. Bases 1 to 870 code for a protein of 289 amino acids. The transcript has a single exon. The record is from RefSeq and is a predicted model, not a curated record.
AUGGGCCGCCCUCGUUCCUCGUUCCUCCCUGGUCGAGCUCGUACACAGGCCCGCAAGCGCACGGCUCGGGUCGACUCGUUCCUCGUCAAGCACUACACUCUGUUCAACUCUCUCGCUCGUUACGCCGAGGACGGCCCUUCCGCCCUCCCCGAAUCACCGCGCAAUCAGGCCUCCGCUUCGAUCCGUCAAGCCGCCCUCAGAGCCCGAAGGCUCGCCCAUGUGAACAAAGAUCGUCCUGGCGGUGGCAGCUCGAACUACACUUGGCCGCUGCCGUUUCCUCAGCUGCCUGCAUACUCCCAAGAGCCAAAGGAGCACCUCAACGAGCUGGUGGAUCAGAUCGUCAAGGAGACGUUCGAAGCAGACUAUGCCAAGUUCCGAUCGUGGAGGUGGGCGAGCCAGCAUCGCAUCUCGAAAAAGCAUCUGGAACAGAUCAUCGUCGAUCCCACAGAAGUGGAGGAGAGCGCAGUUGCGGCCAAAGCCUUGGUCGAGACGGUGCUGGGCAGGUUCGUUUCAGCGGUCGAGAAGGGCGAGAUCGGUGCCAGCAAGGCGUUCGCGAAACGCAGCUCCACAUCAACGGAGUCACUCGGUUCAGCCUCGGCAGCCGACGCCGGACAGCAAGAAGUAGGAGGAGUGACCGCCGCGAGUGCCGAUACUCCGCUCGAUGCAGAUCCCGACCUCGACGAUGAGGAGCUCGACGAGGAGAUCUGGGGAGAUGAUCGGUCCGCGAUGAAUUGGACGGAGCUGCUCGACUAUCUCCAAACGACGGCGGGCACCUCGAAAACGUCGCAAUGGAGGAACUGGCACCUGCUCGAUGCCAUCGCAAAGACUCGACAGCGUUGCGAGGAGCUCUUCGGUCGAGAAGAUUCUUGA